Molecule: messenger RNA, 1843 nt
Organism: Cajanus cajan (pigeon pea)
Lineage: Eukaryota; Viridiplantae; Streptophyta; Magnoliopsida; Fabales; Fabaceae
Source: RefSeq, a predicted model, not a curated record
UAAUAUCGGUUUUUCAAACAGGGACAAUUUCUUGAUUCUUCAAACACUAGUAGCCUCCAUGGCCUGCUAUAUGUUUCCCUUUCUUCAGUAUCUUCCUCUCUGGAAUGCAAAAGGUCUUAUUGUUGCACUGAUUCUCCAUGUGGGAAUCUCAGAGCCACUUUAUUAUUGGGUGCAUAGGAAGUUCCAUGGAGAUUACCUUUUCACCCAUUAUCAUUCACUUCAUCAUUCAUCUCCCAUACCAGAGUCUUUUACUGCUGGACAUGCAACACUUUUGGAGCAUCUUAUUUUGACGCUAGUCAUUGGAAUCCCUAUCCUUGGGGCUUCUUUGAUGGGAUAUGGAUCAGCAAGCUUGGUGUAUGCUUAUGUUUUGAUUUUUGAUUUCCUCAGAUGCUUGGGCCACUGCAAUGUUGAAAUUGUUCCCCAUCAGUUGUUCCAGAAAUUCCCAUUUCUUAGAUAUGUGAUAUACACACCAACAUAUCACAACCUACACCAUUCUGAUAAGGAUACUAAUUUCUGCCUCUUUAUGCCUCUCUUUGACGCACUUGGCAAUACCCUCAACCAAAAAUCAUGGCAAUCACACAAAAUAUUAAGUUCAGGUUCCGGAAACGGUGACACGGUCCCACAUUUUGUUUUCCUAGCGCAUAUAGUAGAUGUGUCAUCUUCUAUUCAUGUUCAAUUCGUCCUGCGAUCCUUUGCUUCAUUGCCAUACACAACGAGGCUCUUCUUGGUCCCAUGUUUGCCCGUUGCUUUUCUAGUUUUACUAGCAAUGUGGGUUUGGUCCAAGACCUUCUUAGUUAGUUUCUACUACCUCAGAGGUAAACUGCACCAAAUGUGGGUUGUACCUAGAUGUGGCUUUCAGUAUUUCUUGCCAUUUGCUACUGAGGGAAUCAAUAAGCAAAUUGAGCUAGCUAUCCUCAGGGCUGAUAAAAUUGGGGUUAAAGUCAUUAGCCUUGCUGCAUUGAAUAAGAAUGAAUCUCUAAACGGGGGUGGAAAGCUUUUUGUGGACAAGCACCCAAACCUGAGGGUUCGAGUUGUUCAUGGGAACACGUUAACUGCAGCUGUCAUACUCAAUGAGAUCCCUCAAGAUGUGAAAGAGGUGUUCCUAACAGGAGCUACUUCCAAGCUUGGAAGAGCAAUUGCUCUCUACCUUUGCCAAAAGAAAGUCAAAGUUCUGAUGUUAACUCUUUCAACAGAUAGAUUUCAGAGGAUUCAAAAGGAAGCCCCUCUUGAGUAUCAAAGCUAUCUUGUCCAAGUGACAAAAUACCAAGCAGCACAAAACUGCAAGAGCUGGAUUGUUGGCAAGUGGAUCACACCAAGAGAGCAAUACUGGGCACCACGUGGAACCCAUUUCCAUCAAUUUGUUGUCCCACCCAUUUUAUCAAUCAGAAGAGAUUGCACUUAUGGUGAUCUAGCUGCCAUGAGAUUACCAGAAGACGUGGAGGGCCUUGGCUGUUGUGAGUACACGAUGGAUAGGGGAGUAGUUCAUGCGUGCCAUGCAGGAGGAGUGGUACACAGCCUUGAAGGUUGGUCUCAUCACGAAGUUGGGGCCAUAGAUGUCAACAGAAUCGAUCUUGUGUGGGAAGCUGCACUCAAACAUGGCCUAAGGCCAGUGUCCACUUUCACACACUAGAAGAAAUUCGAUCCUCAGCUAAAGUAUUUUUCCCAAGUUAUCUUUCCUUUGUUUUGCAGUAUUGCGCAUCACAGUGGCCAUCUAAAUGUGGUUGUAUUCUUUGAUGUCGCUGUAUUACAUUUCUAAUGUUUCUUGUACGUUCAUAAGAUCACAUUGACAAGUGAUUCAUAGGCCAAAGUAACCUAGCCACCUCCCAUCCUCACUGCUUUGUUA